AUUUCAUCCAGUUCAUCGCAGUAUUUAAUAGGUUCUGGUGCAUCCAACCGAGAGGAAGUGAUUUUAGGUAGUUCUUAUUAAAGUGCUUCAGAAAGUUAAAAAGUGCUUAUUUCUAGUCCUAUUACAGUUUUCAAGUGUACUUACAGAAAAAAAACUGUAAAAAAGUUUUAUAUACUGGCUGCCCACGCCUGUGUUAUUCAGAUUUAAUGAAGACGGCUGAUGAGUAGCAUCCGGUCAGGCGAUAGAGAUCGUAUUACUGUGAAGAUACGUAACAUGAAACGUAGUGCCUCGCGCGAUUCAGUACCAAGAUCGAAGAGGCGCGGAAGUAUUGGACGUUACGAGGGAAGUUCAGACGAGCGAGUUACACCCGAUAGAAUGAGACGACGAGUAGCAAGAUCCCCAAGCCCUCGUGGCGGAAGCGCCCGUUAUGCAUCUCCUCAUCGCGAGGAAUAUUCUCGUUCAGCACGAGAAGGGGCUAGCGAAAGAUACUCCUAUAAGGUACUAUGUGUAAGUGCCCUGCAUCCGAAAGCAUCUGAUGAAUUUAUCAAAGAAACUUUGUACCGGGAGUAUAAAAAAUUUGGAGAUUUUAGCAUUCGCAUCUCGCAUGAUUUGGAUGAACGUGUUGCGUAUGUUUGUUUCCGUACGUCGGAAGAUGCUCGAGAAGCGAAGCAUGCCAAGUCUCGAAUUGUUCUGUAUGAUAAGGUGGCAUUGGUUGAACCAGUGUAUGAAUCGUCCAAAUCCGAAUCGUAUCGUAGACCACGUUCGGCAUCCCCACAAGAAUAUGAUCGGCAUUACUAUGCUCGUUCGCCUGGUGUUCCUCCACCCGAACGUCGCCGACCAGAGCACCAUCCAUAUGAAGGAUAUGGUCCACCCCCAGGGCGUAUGCAUCAUCCAGAAUUUCGACCCCCGAUGCACCAUGAAUAUAUGCCACGUGGCCCACCAAUGCAUCAUCAUGGACCGCCUCACAUGCAUCCAGGACCUCCACAUCAUCAUUACAUGCCACGUCCGUAUCUUCCAAGACCAAGAGCUCCAUUUGAAAAGCCUGAUAACAAAAAGGACAAAUUUCCUAACUAUUUACAUCAUAUUCAACCAGAGGAAGAUCCACUAGCUACCAGGACUUUGUUUGCUGGUAAUCUAGAAAUUAACAUUUCAGAUGUAGAACUAAGGGGUAUUUUCGGAAAGUAUGGUAUCGUGGAAGAUAUUGAUAUUAAGCGACCACCACCGGGAACUGGCAAUGCUUUCGCAUUUGUGCGUUAUCAAACCUUGGACAUGGCUCACAGAGCCAAAGUUGAAUUGUCAGGUCAGUAUAUUGGCAAAUUCCAAUGUAAAAUUGGUUAUGGCAAAGCUACCCCUACAACGAGAGUCUGGGUUGGUGGCCUUGGAGCAUGGACUUCGGUUACUCAGCUUGAGCGUGAAUUUGAUCGAUUUGGCGCGAUUAAAAAAAUUGAAUACAACAAGGGAGAUACCCAAGCGUAUAUUUUAUAUGAUUCGAUUGAUGCAGCUACUGCUGCCGUUAAGGAAAUGCGAGGCUUCCCCCUAGGUGCCCCGGAUCGCCGCAUCCGUAUCGAUUUUGCUGAUAAUGGAACAACGCCACCUUUCUCGAAACGUGGGGCAGGAUUUGAAGAGGGUGGAGAGUACCGUCGAGGUCCAGAUUAUGAAUAUCCGGAAGGUGCAGCAUCGUACGAUGACGCGGCUGGUUACGGUGGAUACAGUGGAAGACCAUUCCGUGGACGAGGAGGAUUCCGUGGUCGCGGAGGUUUCCGCGGCAGUUUCCAUCAUCGAGAUGGGCCUCCACAUCACCAUCACGGUGAAGGUGACGAAUGGCGUCGUCCACCAGCCGAUGGUGAAUACGAAUCCCGUCGGCGGUCUGGUUCACGUGAACCAGGUAUAGAUAGAUCUCGUUCUCGCUCACCUCGUCGACGAAGCCCAGCUGAUUCUGAUUCGGAUUCUUCGUCUAGGAGAACCGGCAUGUUGUCGAGUGCGCGGACAUUACCAGAAGUCGCCCGUAAAUCUACUACUGUAUGGCAGGGUGCGUUGAUACUGAAAAGCUCACUAUUCCCUGCCAAGUUCCAUCUGACUGAUGGAGAUAAUGACAUCGUAGAGAGCUUGAUGAAGGAUGAAGAAGGCAAACACCACCUUAGAAUUACUCAACGUCUGCGUCUAGAUCAACCCAAACUGGAAGACGUACAGAAACGUAUCUCAACUUCAUCCUCUCAUGCAAUUUUCCUCGGGUUGCCAGGAUCAACAUCCUCGGUAGCAUCGUCGGAUGACGCCAGUGUUCAGACACGCCCAUUACGUAAUCUCGUUUCUUACCUGAAGCAGAAGGAAGCCGCCGGUGUUAUAUCCUUGCUCAAUAAGGAAACAGAAGCCACUGGAGUACUGUAUUCAUUCCCGCCGUGCGAUUUUUCAACCGAACUGCUCAAGCGCACAUGUCACAAUCUAACUGAGGAAGGACUGAAGGAAGACCACCUUGUGAUUGUGGUUGUUCGAGGUGGAACGGCUUGAGUAGAAGACGAAAGCAACGUUGAUGCGUGAAAAAUUAUUUAUUAAGUUAUAUAACAAAACACUAUCGAGCGAACGUAAGAUCGAUCGACCUAAUCAGUCAACAUUGAAAACACACCCAUUCGAUACAAUUUGCUCUCAUCAUUGAUCUUAUACACAGAAGAGUACCAAGUAAAAAUAUAGCCAGUGAGAAAUGCAAAAAAAAAGAACGCAAAGUCCGCGAAGAAAAGUUCAAUGUGAAACUGAAACACGAAAAACCUCGACACGUUCAAUGCGAUGCUGGUAUACGACGCCAAAAAUGCGCUGGUGAUGAGUGAUGAUGAUGGAUUAUGUCCGAUGAGUGCGGUUUUAUGUGAGAGUUUUGUGUAUCGAAAUGGUGGCAACCAGCGGCGCGCGCAGUGCGAGUACAGUUAAAAAGCGGAAACCGGCAGAUUAGAACCAAAACGCUGAUGAAAAUGAUGACGUGACGUGGAAUAAAACACCGAGCCAGAGCCGGAGAUAAUGUGUGCAUCGAGGUGAAGUGGAAGUGUAACAUCUAGCGGUUGUUUUGUAGUUUUCAAUGGCGAGAUUCAUGCUAGGAUAAAUUUAUAAUUCAUAACAACGGAGAUAAAUCAAGCCGAGACGCAUUCAAAUGUAUAAUUAUGUCGUACAUUGAAAUUUUCGAUGUAGUAUAUUUUCCCAACAGUCAUUCAUUUCAUAAAGGUUGGGAAUGUUGCGAAAAUUUAUUCUCAAGUCCUAGUUUCCAUAGUGAGAAAAGAAAGUGACUAUAUAAGAAGGAGACACAUUUUAAACGAUCGAAGAAAAAAGAGUUGAAAAUAGAAAUGUGAGAAAACUGAAGUUUUGUUUUUAUGUACUACGCAGUAUAGUAAUGAUUUAGUGUUAACGUAUAAUAUAAUAACCGCUUCUGGAACUAUAAUAUUGUAUUACAAGCUAAGACACCCUGAGCGUAAAUAUAUACAAAAAAAACAUUUAAAAGUUUCGUGCAUCUAAAAUAUAUAGAUACGUAUCUGAAGAACAUCAGUAUACAAUGUGUUGUCCAGUGUUAAUGAAAUAUGUAGCAGAACAAAUUAAUUGCGUCAAAUGAAAGUGUUGCAAUCAAGCAUAAUUGACUCGAAAUGUACUUCUAGUGAUAUGUUCCGUUUUCCCUUAAUUUGUGAUGAGUUGUUUAUUAGUUUUGAUCAUUCAAUACAGUUUCUCCUGAUAGUUACAAACGAUCAAUAAGUUUGGUGGCCCUUCCAUAUUUUGAAGCAAUGCUGAAGUAAUUCGUGUAAUAAGUGUAGAAAUCGAUGAUUUGAUGAGUUUUGGCACAAUUCUAAUUCUAGUUCGUGUUAUGAACGUUUAUACCUCAUUUUUCGUUCAAGCGAUACAGUGUUUCAUGUUUCCCUUGAACUUAGUGCCAGUGCCGGUUUUGUGAUCUGGUUUGAUUAAUAUUGUGUUCGUGUCUAUCGUGAGCUCUGUUUCAGAGCUAUAUACAGUAAAUAAAAUUCUAGUUUUCUGUGUUCCGUAACGUUAAGUUUUCCCAUUAAAUGAAACUAAUGUGCUCGCCAUCACGAUAUUUAUGCUCUUCUUUUUGUGAAGUGCUACGUGAUUAGUAGUAGACCAUCACUUACGAUAGUGUAGCAGUGUUAACGUUUUUCCGAAUUUCUGGAGUUUCUACAGCUACAGAAAAAGUGCCGAAAUCGGAUAAUGUAUAAUGUAUUUUUUUCAUGUGAAAGUGAUUUCAAUGAAACAGUUGUUCGAAGCAAUAUUCCAAUAUUUGCUAAUAUUGACAGACAUGUCUCUAUCAAGCGCUUAUAAUAGGAUGUAGCAUUUGUUGUGAAAAUUCUGAUUUUGAAAUUGGUUUUACAAAUGUUACUUUGUAUUAAAAGGCGCUUUUACACGAAUUGCUGCCAGAUAGCACCGAAAGAGUACAGUGAUCGAGAACAUGGAAGUUUUUGUUUCGAUUCAGUUCAGUUUGUUUACUAUUUAUUUCACAAAUUAAUAUGAGAAGAAAACAGAUAAAAAUGUGUCAGUGAGUCAAAGUUGUAGCAUCUCUGUAUAUAUUCAACCAGAGCAAGAAGUUUACUUUUAAUAUGUGACUAUACAAUUGUGGCAACAGAUUUCUUCAAUUUCAAUCGCAAUUCUGUUCUCUGAAAUAUGCUCGAAUGUAUUACAUUGUAUUGUUGCAAAAAUAAAGUGUGUUUAUCAUCACCUAAA
This is a messenger RNA of Toxorhynchites rutilus septentrionalis, 4698 nucleotides long. RefSeq names its product RNA-binding protein spenito (gene nito). Gene Ontology annotation, molecular function: mRNA binding. Gene Ontology annotation, biological process: regulation of alternative mRNA splicing, via spliceosome. Gene Ontology annotation, cellular component: nucleus. NCBI's taxonomy places the organism in Eukaryota, Metazoa, Arthropoda, Insecta, Diptera, Culicidae. The record is from RefSeq and is a predicted model, not a curated record. The coding region runs from base 220 to 2505 and encodes 761 amino acids. The transcript is spliced from 3 exons.